Messenger RNA from Suillus discolor, 339 nucleotides. RefSeq lists its product as uncharacterized. Lineage: Eukaryota; Fungi; Basidiomycota; Agaricomycetes; Boletales; Suillaceae. The record is from RefSeq and is a predicted model, not a curated record. The transcript has 3 exons. The coding region runs from base 1 to 339 and encodes 112 amino acids.
AUGGGUGGCCCUGCUGGGUUGAAGUGGAAUGACCCUCAGACAAAUGAAAACCUCCGAAGUGGUGAAAUGCUGGUUCCUGGGGAUCAAUGGCCUAUCUUUCUGUACGCUCGUAUCCUGAAGUGGCCUCAGCGUGGCCCAACCUCCCUGCAGGCGCAAGUGCAGUGUGCUAGCUCUGCCCUGUUAUGCUUUUCGCCCCCCGGCACACCAAAGGAAGUUGCAUGGCAAAGCGGGCGGAGCUCUGAGGUAACCGAUAUGGCACGGUUAGAGUACUUACCAAUCACCUUGCCGGUCUUGUCGACCUUUCAGGAGGGAUCGUCCGCUUCACUCGCUGCACUGUGA